AUGAAGAGGAUCAAGAUGUGUCCCAUGAAGAAAGAUAGGGUCAAGUUUCAGAGAAGAGAGGUCAGUUCCUCAGAACAUUGCUGUGUGUCGCUGUGCAGCUCCUCUGCCAAAUUCUCCAGUCUGUCAUUCCACUCUUUCCCUGCUGAUGAUGAGCUACGAAAGAAGUGGGUGAUUAAUAUCCGACGAGACAACUUCACCAUCGGCAAAAUCUCCAAGGUCUGUGGCAGGCAUUUUCUUCCUGAACACAUAGUGGAGCCUACUCCGGGAGGGCUAUGUCGUCUGAGGAAGGGCCCUUUUGUGGGGAAAACUAAUUCUGAUUGUCUGAGCCUGGCUCCCCAGUGGGUGGGCCUAUGCCCUCCCAGGCCCACCCAUGGCUGCGCCCCUGCUCAGUCAUGUGAAAUCCAUAGAUUAGGGCUUUAUGAAUUUAUUUAAAUUGGCUUAUUUCCUUAUAUGAACUGUAACUCAGUAAAUUCAUUGAAAUUGUUGCAUGUUGCGUUUAUAUUUUUGUUCAGUAUAGUUAAAACAUUGUGUUAAUUAAUAUCAAUAAUACUUUUAAAAAAAAGGUUUUUUUUUAAUGUAUGUUAAAAUACAAUGUUAAAUUAAAGCGAUUGAACAGUACUUUGGUGAUUUGUAUUUUUUCUGCUGCCAAUUACAAAAUGGCUGUGCAGGCCCUAUAAAAAGGAACAACUAUUAUGUGAUAAUAAUGUACAUCAAUUACAUCGAACUAAUCAAUUACUUAUAUAUAUUCAGUGAACUCCAUAAGUAUUUUUGUUGUUGUUGUUGUAUUCCAGCACUUUGGAGUUGAAAUUAUACAAUGACUAUGGGGGUUAAAUUGCAGACUGUCAGCUUUAAUUUGAGGGUAUUUCCAUCCAUAUCGGAUGAACCAUUUAGAAAUUACAGCACAUUUUGUACAUAGUCCCCCCAUUUUAGGGAACCAAAAGUAUUUGGACAGAUUAAUAUUAUGUACAAUAAAGUAGUCAAAAGUGUAGUAUUUUGGUCCCAUAUUCCUAGAACUCAAUGCGUACAUCAAAUGUGUUAGAUACAUUUGCAGUUUGUUUUGCUUGUGUUUCAGAUUAUGUUGUGUCCAAGAGAAAUUAAUGGUAAAUGAUGAAUUUUGUCACUUUUUUUUGUAAAUAAGAAUAGAAUAUGUUUCUAAACACUUUCACAUGAAUGUGGAAGCUACAUGAUUACGGAUAGUCUUGAAUAAUGAUACAGAUGGGUCAAACAUCACACCCCCAAGACAUGCUAACUUCUCACCAUUACUAAUAACAGAGGAGGUUAGCAUUUACAUUUUAGCAGAUGCUCUUAUCCAGAGCGACUUACAGUUAGUGAGUGCAUAUAUUUUCAUACUGGCGCCCCGUGGGAAACGAACCCACAACCCUGGCGUUGCAAGCGCCAUGCUCUACCAACUGAGCUACAGGGGACCUGUCUUGUGGGUGUGAUGUUUGACCCGUCUGUAUCCUUCUCACUCAUCAUUAUUCACGACUCAUUUAGGAUUAUCAUUUCAAAUCCAAAAUACUGGAAUACAGGGCCAAAAAUACAAAACAAAUUGUCACUGUCCAAAUACUUUUGGAGUUCACAGUGUAUAUGUUGCCUGGGGUUACAGAGACAGGCAUUGCAGCCAGUGGAUGAGCUAUUCCUCUUUCUCACACAUCUCGCUCUGGGGUUACAGAGACCUGAGCCAGCGGUUUCACAUCCCUCUACAGAUCAUCAUCACUUGGGCCAGCUUUCUCUACACCCUGCCCGGAGCAGUUACUAUCUGGAUGUCACAAGAGGAAGUGAAGACCAACCUGCCGGAGGAAUUUAAAAGCUACCCAGACAGACAGGUCAUUGUUGACUGCACCGAGCUCAGGUGUCAGACACAACCCUGUCUUUUGCUGCAAAGUGAGAUGUUCUCCAUCUACAAAUCCCACUGCACAAUGAAAGCCCCAGGGAAGGUCUACCGUCCUCCAUUCCUGUCAAAACAGAGCCAAAUGCCUACAGCAGAAGUUAAUCUGACACAAGAGAUCGCUCGGCUUAGGAUCCAUGUGGAAAGAGUCAUUCGAAGGGUGAAAUCGAACAAGUUGUUUGACACCAAUAUCUCCCUAGCCUUCGCAGGAAGCAUUAACCGGCUCUUCACUGGCAUGCCUGCUCUGCAACUACCAGUGUACAGCUCUUGUGAAAAAAUGGGCCAAGGAGGUGUGAGACGCAAACCCAUCAUGUACGUCUCUCCACUUGCGCUCUCCAAACUCCCGCUAGUGGAGAAUGCUAUCUUGUUGAAAUGUUUGCUGGAUCACCAAGAGCUGUAAAUAGAUCUACACUCUGAGCACGUCAGCCUGCCUUGCCUUCUGCUGAUUUAAUAUCCUUAUGACUGCUACAACCUAUUUUACACUGACGUUGACAGUCUUUUUUAUCCUUGAUAUCCCAGUUGUGAAUUAAUAUGCUGGUUUAGGUUUUUUCUUAAUCAGUUCAUUUAAUAUUAUAUCACCUAAUUGUUGUUUGAAUUGGUUCUUCAGUUAUCACCUAGUUGUUUUUUCUUAAUUGGUUCUUCAUUUAGUAUUUCACCUAA
Messenger RNA from Coregonus sp. 'balchen', 2548 nucleotides. Lineage: Eukaryota; Metazoa; Chordata; Actinopteri; Salmoniformes; Salmonidae. The record is from the annotation of a GenBank genome assembly.